UCUUAGGGGUUUUCGUCCACCUUUCGGCGGAAACCCCGUCACUGUGCAUCGCGCUCGCGUUGUUGUUGUGUGGUGCCAUCGCUGCCGGUGAAGCACGUUCCCGCUCUGAACAUCAGCAAUAGAUUCGCAGCAACCUUCGCCGGGAGUGGACGUGUUUUCCAAUCGGCUUCACCGGUCAAUUCCAUGCGGUGGUAGACUGCUUAUGCGGUCAAAGUUUGUUUUUGAAACUGGGAUACCGGAGGAGGAUAUUUGCUCGUUCGGUCGUGUGCAGUUUCUCGCGCUGAGUCGUUGUGGAAAAUUUAUUUUUAAUUGAGUGAACGGCCAGAAGUUUGCCGCAACGCUGUUUGGUGCAACAGAUCAGAUGAUGAAGAGAAGAGCAAACACCUGGCACCGAGCGAUGAUGGAUUAUUAAUUGUGAUACAGUCCGGCGGUUGCAACUAGUGAAGGAGACGCUUGGUAGAUUUAAAUUUUCCAUCGGUCGAAACAUAGAAGUUGGGUGAGCUAAUAGAAAUUAGUGAAAGAGAAUCGUGAAAGCGAUGAAUUAAAAAUAGUACUCUGUGAGAGAGAGAAGCCUGCGGUGCAAAUUCUGGAAUCAUGAUUAGUGCGAAGACGAAACGUGGAAGUGUAUCCAACAGUGCAUUAUUGCUUGGGUAUUGAAGAGAUGUAGCGAGAAAUGCAAACGAAGAGUGCUGAACAGUGAGAAAUGCUGAAAUUUGAUACUUUUAAAAUACGAUACCCGCGCACAGUUGGUGGUUCGUACGUGCGAAGUUCAAAGAUCCCUUGACUCUGGCGGUGUGGUGACCAAUAACCAGAACGGUAUAUCGAAAUUUUUGCGCGAAACAGUGUUGUUUGUAAAUAUCGGACGAAGGUAUUACACACGCAGUAGGGAAUUGGCAAAUUUAGCGCCUUUAUGAAACAGUUCGCGUCUUGAUCAAUUUUAUCCAAGCAUAGGUACUAGAGUUUGGAUAAUAGUGAACACACAACGUCGGUUAUAAUUUUGAAAUAUGAGACUGAAUAGUGCUGUGAGAGAAUGAACAUUGGACAUUAGGCAAUAUUAAUCGUGUAGAAAUAGGAGGAAUAAUCGAAGUGACAGCCUGAGUUGAGCUUUAAGAUGUCAAUUAUCUUUAAUCGAUAAUUGGAAACUGUCAAUUUAGAUCAACUUAUCAAAUGGAGCACGACAAGAAUUCGGUGCAGUGAAGUGGCGCAAAAUGCCUCAACACAUUCAUUGGACAACUGCUUCGAUACAUUUGAACGAAGUUAUGAUAAGCAACUCUUCCGGUAUUAGUCUCGCACCAGUAGUAGAUCUAACAUCAAAUAGAAGGAAAGAAUGAAACAAAAAUACACAAAUCACUCGUGGAAGACAACGGAUCAAAUUACAUCCAUAUCCAAACCACAUUCUUCACGCGUAAUCAAUCGAAUGGAAUCUUAAUUUCAAAAUCAAAACUCUUUACCCGCUCGAUUAGACCGCGUGGGAUCACCUGCUAAGUAUUCGUUUCUCUCCUUUUUCGGGUUCUGUUUUGAUCGGUAUUUAAUCCACUGUGCAACCGAACGGUUGAGAUUAGUGACGACAUAUUCUGCGCCGUAGGAAACAACUACCGAAAAAAUAAACCCCGAACGGUGGAACAGUGAAACGCAACAAAAGGGGGAAAACCCGAGCUGUUCGCGCCCUCAUUCAGCACAUCGCGUCCUGCUGUUAUGCUACCAUGUGAAAAGGAUCCAAUUUCAAGCACUGAACGCGCGUGACGCCGUCGUGAGAGUUACAAAUUGUCACAUUCGCAACCUGCAAACCGGUGGCCGAUGGAUCUAGUGAUGGCCGCUGCAUCUGCGACCACAUCGGCAUCGAAGAGCUGUUCACCCGCACCGCACCGGAUUAAGGUCAAAAAGGAGAUUUGCAGCGAGCCGGACAACAUCAAGGACUUUGCCGAGACGGCUAUGAACGACAUUCUCGGCUGGUACGGCUACGGGGACAGUGUGGAUCAUCGUCUCGAUAACACAGCCGCUCCACCAUCCGCCUCGUCGAAUGCGACUGCAGGUGAAUCCGGAGCCCAGCAGCGCACCAACGGCAACAAGGAAAGGAGCUCAUUGUCCCCAUCGUCAGUAUCGCAAACCGUUUCAUCAUCUGGGGUGGUGGUUGCGACGUCGAAAUCGAAGCACAACAAAACACAACACCACAAGCCCAGGCAAUUCAAUAUGCUGCAGCAUAAUUCCAGUGAGCUAAGUGAUACCGUUAUUGCAUCGGCAGCAGCGGCGGCGGCGGCGGCAGUCGUCGUCGCAUCAGGUGUGGUAUCACCAUCGUCGUUGGGAAAAGCUACCAACAGCUGCACCACCACCUCCUCCGCCGGCAUCGGCGGAGGUAAUGCCAAUAAAGCCACUGCCAACAGUAGCAGCGGAGGCAGCACCAACAACUGCAACAACACCAGAAACGGUGUAAAUUUACAUCACCAUGGUGAAAGUUCCACAUCCGAGAAGGAUAGCUCCCGGGAAAGUUCGAAAAGUCCGAUGCUGGUGAAGAUGCUGGACAAACAAGAACCCACCUGCCAAUGGUGUCGACGGGGGGUCCCUCCAGGCCAGAACGGAAUACUCGGCACUACAGAAGGUACCAUCUUUUGUUCAGAAUCGUGCUUCUCGCAGAGCCGUCGAGCUUCGUUCAAGCGAGCCAAAACAUGUGACUGGUGUCGCCACGUGAGGCAUGCCGUCAGCUACGUAGAUUUCCAGGAUGGUGUUACACAGUUGCAGUUUUGUUCGGAUAAAUGUCUCAACCAGUAUAAGAUGCAGAUUUUCUGCAACGAAACUCAAGCCCACCUGGACAUGAAUCCACAUCUCAAAGAGAAGAGUGCUUCGACAGGCAGUCUUAUAACUCCGGAUCUCUGGUUGAAGAACUGCAAGAGCCGAUCGGUGUCACCUACAUCUGAGCGAUCAGAAUCCGUUUCUCCUGCACCGUCGAUUACUAUGCGUCCAUCGCCAGAGCACUCUCCAGCGAUGCACUCACCACCUGCCAAAAAACCGAUGAUUUCUGUAGCACCCGCGUCUAAACUUCUUUCAAAGCCCGCUCAAGUUUCCAUAGUUCGGAGUAGCAGCAAAGUAAAUCGCAAACGUCGGCCAGGACUACGCCCUAUACAACACCCUGUGUUGCAAAGUCGGCGUAAUUCAACUCCCAAAAUUGAUUUCUCCCAAACCAACAACAAUAACUCGAAUGUAUUGAACAACAAUCUAGCUUCCGCAUGCUCAAACACGCUUUCGAAACCGGCCACUGUUACUAGUAGCGGUGUUCAGGAUCUGCGAACCGUGAUUCCGAUGCAAAAUCUACAACAUCCGUUGACUCCAACUAAAUUUGAGAACCGAGAAUCACCAAACGCGCCACGACCUUCACUCAACAUCCCUCACCAAUUCCUGCAAAUUCCGCCGAAUCCAGCCAUGCGACCACCAUUCUUUCCAAUGAACCCUAUGUUCAGGUUUGGAAAUCCCAACACCAUGCCACCACCACCGCCGGUCGGUACUCCCAUGCCCAAUUAUGAUCAUGCCGCAUCAAAUCGCCCUCCCGGAUCUAUAUUGGGCCUUCCCGUUCCGCCUGUCACUAUUCUUGUACCUUGCCCAAUAGUGAUACCCCUUCCCUUACCGAUUCCCAUUCCUAUCCCUUUGAUUGACUUCCUCAAAGCUACCAACCCAAAGUCACCGAAGCUGGAGCCUUCAACUAGUCAAACGCCCGAUAACCAACCUGAAGACAUAAGCGAUCCCGAACAGGAACCCGAGGCAGAGGAAUCCCCUCUAGACUUCACCAUCGCCGGCCACGGGCACCGAAGGCAACAGGAACAGGAGGAAGAGCUGAUGUCUGCCGGCAGGAACAGCUAUACUUUGGAGUCAGCUCACGGCGCCGGUGAUACAAGGGCUAACAAAACGGAAAACAGUCCGGAGCACAAGUUACCAAAAUUCAAGAUAACACGAUUGAAUAUGAGGCGAGUCGAAGAAGGCGAUGAGGGUGACAAGCAACCUACUGUGGUGAGGAUUAGGGAACAAAGGCCAGCCGAAGAAGAGCCGGACGAGAUGUGUACGGAGCUGGUGGAACGAAGUCGACCGCUGAGGAAAAGGAAACGACUGGUGGUGGCCCACCAUGAAGCGAUGGCUGCCGAACAGGACGAGGAAUCUGGCGGUGCUAAAGGUUAAAUUGGAAAUAUUGUCACAAUACUUCACAAAUCAUAUUGUCUGGGUGAUUUGAAUCACUGGUAUUAGGGAAUGGUAGUUCAUGAAGCGCUGAAUUGUUUGGUUAGGUUUUACUGGCAAUUGAAAUUGAAUGGUAAUCGAUUACAUGAAGUUGAUCUACGCAGUUCUAUAUUGUUAGGAAUGAUCGUUUUUCCACUUUACU
Armigeres subalbatus is the source of this 4360-nucleotide messenger RNA. It is a transcript of the gene Sobp, whose product is annotated as sine oculis-binding protein homolog. The record is from RefSeq and is a predicted model, not a curated record. The transcript has 5 exons. Gene Ontology annotation, biological process: animal organ development. Bases 1798 to 4161 code for a protein of 787 amino acids. Lineage: Eukaryota; Metazoa; Arthropoda; Insecta; Diptera; Culicidae. Gene Ontology annotation, cellular component: nucleus.